Molecule: messenger RNA, 1567 nt
Organism: Aphidius gifuensis
Lineage: Eukaryota; Metazoa; Arthropoda; Insecta; Hymenoptera; Braconidae
Exons: 4
Coding region: 64-1431 (455 amino acids)
Molecular function (GO): protein binding
Source: RefSeq, a predicted model, not a curated record
UUUUCAAGAACAUAUUUAACCUGUUGUCGUACACGUCAGAUAGAUUAAUAAAUAUAAAUAAAUAUGGAGAUCUCGAAUGAAAAAAGGCAAAAGGAAAAUGAUAUUAAAUGUCUAGAUAUAGUUGAAAAUGAAAUUAAUAUUUUACCAACUAACACAAAGCAAGAGUACAAUGAUGUUGAUGAUGGUGAUGAUAAUGCAACAUGCAUGCAAAAUAAAGUAAUUGAACGUGUUAAUAAUGAUUGUUUGGCACAAAUAUUUACACAUAUACCACCAUUUGAGAGGCCAAAAGUUGCACAAGUAUGUAAAAAAUGGAAAGAAGCUCUCCCUUAUUCUUGGUCCAAUAAUGUACAAAAACUUGAAUAUCUUUAUUGGAAAUAUGAUCGUGAUGAAACUGAACAAACAAAUAAAAAAUCGAGAUGUUUAAAAAGACUAAUAAAUCAGUGUGGUCGUUAUUUAACAGAGUUAGAUAUAAUUGGCUAUGGUAAUUCAAAUAUAAUGCCAUUGAUUAAAAAAACUUGUCCACAAAUUGUAAGCCUACGAUUGAGAUUUGCAAAUGUUAAAAAUGUACAUUUUAAAAAUGCAUUUUCAAACAUGUCUAGUCUUCAAUCGCUAAAAAUAAUAUUUCAAUGUAAUUCAAGCAUACCAACUGAGUUGAUAAAUUCAUUGAUUGAUGUUGCUGAUACAUUGAAUCAUCUUGCAUUUUUCAAUUGGAGAAUAACUAGACGUAACGAAGAAAUACCAAAUAUAUUUACUUCAGUGCUUUCUCAAUUAAAUGCCUUGGAAUAUUUUGAUUUAUUCGGUUAUCUGAAUGAUGUCAAUAGACCAUUAUUUUACGCAGCACCAAUGAAUGCUGACGUUUUUCACCAAGAUGACCUUAUUCCGCUCAGAUAUGAAGGACGCUUUGGAGAAGCUGAAUACAUAAAUGAUACUGAUAAUGACGGCGUAACAGAUGAUUUUCUAAUCAAUGUUGCUAAUAAUUUUAGAAAAUUAGAAACUUUAAAAAUAUGGGGUUUUCAAGUUACAGAUAUUGGUAUAAUUGCACUUACACAUAAAAAAUCACUGAGACAACUUAGAAUUAGAUUUGAAGAUGAUUCUUUUAAUUAUUAUAUCACUGAUUCAUCAGUCCAGUUUUUUAAAAAUAUGACAUACUUAGAUGUACGAAUGUGUAGUGUUACUAAUUAUUCAAUCAUUAAAGUUAUUGAAAAUUCACCAGAAUUAAAGAUACUGAGAGUUGCAUUUACAAAAGUAACUCAUGAACUUGUUAAAAAAGCUGCUGAAUUAACAAGAAAUCGCAAGAAUGGAAUUAUUUUAUCAAUGAUGAUUUCUCUUGCAAAUAUUGAUGGUAUAUUUGAUACUCCAGAAUAUAAAUCACCAUUUUUAGAAAUUGAAUGCGUCGUUUCAACUCGAGAUUUAUUAGAUGAUGACGAAUAAUUUUUUCAUUUAUAUCUAAAAUAAUUUUGUUCAUGAUAUUUUUAUUAUAUUAAGAAUGUUAUUCAAUUUAUUCUCAUGCAACUUGAAGAUGAAAAAAAAUAAUUGAUUGAUAAAUAAAUGUGUUAACAUUACCUUU